This is a messenger RNA of Nicotiana tabacum (common tobacco), 762 nucleotides long. RefSeq names its product calcium-binding allergen Ole e 8-like. NCBI's taxonomy places the organism in Eukaryota, Viridiplantae, Streptophyta, Magnoliopsida, Solanales, Solanaceae. The record is from RefSeq and is a predicted model, not a curated record. Gene Ontology annotation, molecular function: calcium ion binding.
AUCUAAACUCUGCACCUCUCAAUCUUUCUCCCCCUAUAUAUAUAAAUCCCCCAUAUAUAUCUCCCUCCAUUAAUCCUAUAACGUCUCCAUUCACAUAUAACGCCUUUUCUCAAUUUUCUUUCUUCUCUCACACACAAUCGAAAACAACAAUGGCUACCAAUGCUACCAAGCCUUCCGUUUACCUUCAAGACAUGGAGGAAGUCAAAAAAGUAUUCGCGCGCUUCGACGCCAACGGCGACGGCAUGAUUUCCGGCGACGAGCUUUCCGGCGUAUUGAAAGCCUUAGGAUCCGACACUUCGCCGGACGAAGUUGAACGUAUGAUGGCUGAAAUUGAUACCGACAGAGACGGCUGCAUUAACCUACAGGAAUUUGCUGAUUUUUGCAAAAGUGACGAUUCCGUUGACGGCGGUGCUAAGGAACUCAAGGAAGCGUUUGAUCUUUACGAUCAGGACCAUAACGGCUUGAUUUCUGCUGCGGAGCUUCACCAGAUCCUCAACCGUUUGGGCCAGAAUUGUACCGUUCAGGAUUGUACUAGAAUGAUCACCUCCGUUGAUGCUGACGGUGACGGUAACGUUAGCUUUGAGGAGUUUAAGCAGAUGAUGUGUAAUAAUUGUAAAAAAUAAGCGAUGCUUUUUUUUCUCAUCCUUUUUCCGUUAUUUGAGUGGCUGAUAACGGUGAGGUACACCGAAUUUUCGUGCAUCCUCCGGUAGUGUGUAAUUCUUUUGACCUAAUAAAUGGCGCUUGGUUUUCCAUCGGCUUUCA